This is a messenger RNA of Elephantulus edwardii (Cape elephant shrew), 1500 nucleotides long. RefSeq names its product myocilin, trabecular meshwork inducible glucocorticoid response (gene MYOC). Gene Ontology annotation, cellular component: Golgi apparatus. The record is from RefSeq and is a predicted model, not a curated record. The transcript has 3 exons. Gene Ontology annotation, biological process: osteoblast differentiation; signal transduction. Lineage: Eukaryota; Metazoa; Chordata; Mammalia; Macroscelidea; Macroscelididae. Bases 28 to 1500 code for a protein of 490 amino acids.
GCACAUCUCUGCAGCUGUGGGCUCACAAUGCCAGCUGUCCAGUUGCUGCUCCUGGCCUGCCUGGCCUGGGGUACAGGGGUCAGGACAGCCCAGCUCCAGAAAGCCAAUGACUGGAGUGGCCAGUGCCAGUACACCUUCGUCGUGGCCAGCCCCAGUGAGUCCAGCUGCCCUGGGCCAGGCCAGGCUGUGUCAGCCAUCCAGGACCUCCAGAGAGACAGCAGCACCCAGCGUGCAGACCUGGAGGCCACCAAGGCCCGGCUCAGCUCCCUAGAGAGCCUGCUCCAGCGGCUGACCGGAGAUCAGUCGGCCAGCCCCUGGGACACUGAAGGAGGAAUGUGGAGGGAGCUGAGCAGCCUACGGAGGGAGAGAGACCAGCUGGCAACUCAAGGCAAGGAGUUAGAGGUGGCCUACAGCAACCUCCUCCUCGAUAAGUCUGCCCUGGAAGAAGAGAAGAGCCAACUGAGGCAGGAGAACGAGGACCUGGCCAGGAGGCUGGAAAGCAGCAGUCAGGAGGUAGCAAGGCUACGGAGGAGUCAGUGUCCUCAGGGCCCAGAUGCCUCUGAGGAUGUGCCACAAGGAUCCAGGGAAGUUUCUAGAUGGAAUUCGGAGACUGUGGACUUCCAGGAACUGAAGUCAGCAUUAACUGAGGUUCCUGCUUCUGGAAUCCUGAAGGAGAGCCCAUCAGGGGGCCACAGGAGCAAAGAGGGGGACGCUGGCUGUGGCGAGCUGGUUUGGGUAGGAGAGCCUAUCACGCUGAGAACAGCCGAAACAAUCACUGGAAAGUAUGGUGUGUGGAUGAGAGACCCCAAACCCACCUUCCCUUACACUGAGGAGACAACCUGGAGAGUGGACACAGUGGGCACAGACAUCCGCCAGGUUUUUGAGUACGACCUCAUCAGCCAGUUCCUGCGAGGCUACCCUUCUAAGGUGCACGUGCUGCCCACGACGCUGGAAAGCACUGGCGCUGUGGUGUACCGGGGAAGCCUCUACUUCCAGCGGUCGAGAUCUGGGACUGUGAUCAGGUAUGAGCUGAACACUGAGACAGUGAAGGCCGAGAAGGACAUCCCUGGAGCCGGCUACCACGGGCAGUUCCCGUAUUCUUGGGGCGGCUACACAGACAUUGACUUAGCUGUGGAUGAGUCCGGUCUCUGGGUCAUCUACAGCACUGAGGCGGCCAAAGGUGCCAUUGUCCUUUCCAAACUGAACCCAGAGACUCUGGAAGUUGAGCAAAGCUGGGAGACAAACAUCCGUAAGCAGUCCGUGGCCAAUGCCUUCAUUAUCUGUGGCACCUUGUACACUGUCAGCAGCUACUCAGCAGGCAAUGCUAUGGUCAACUUUGCUUAUGAUACAGACACAGGCAGCAGCAAGGCCCUGAGCAUCCCCUUCAGGAACCACUACAAGUACACCAGCAUGAUUGACUACAACCCCCGGGAGAAGAAGCUCUUUGCCUGGGACAACUUCAACAUGGUCACCUAUGACAUCAGGCUCUCCAAAAUGUGA